Diaporthe amygdali is the source of this 2016-nucleotide messenger RNA. RefSeq names its product tp synthase regulation protein nca2. The transcript has 2 exons. Lineage: Eukaryota; Fungi; Ascomycota; Sordariomycetes; Diaporthales; Diaporthaceae. The coding region runs from base 1 to 2016 and encodes 671 amino acids. The record is from RefSeq and is a predicted model, not a curated record. Gene Ontology annotation, cellular component: mitochondrial outer membrane.
AUGUCGAUUGUGACCGACCAAGUUCGGCGCGUCGACGCCCAAAUAGACCGUAUUCUUCUGAAUCCUCUGGUUGAUUCAGAAGACGCUGUUGAGGAGCAGGAUGACGGCAACACCGAGAUCGGCGCCCGCAGCACGGCCGCAGCUGACUACUCGUCCCCGAGACUGAACGACCUCCUGCGAAUCGUGAAGAGACUCUCAACCACGUCUACUAUCAUCCUGCCUGCUGCAAGCAUCACCGGCCUUCUUCACCAGUCCGGCCUCGCCAAUGCUGAUGAGCGUUCAGAGGUCCUCGAGGCCAAGAGCCAGUAUGAGUAUGAGCUUGAGUGGUUGCUCGUCAGCAAGGCCACCACGCAGACCUAUGGCCUGAUUCUGAACACCUUCUUGGAUCAGAUCAUCCCACUAAGCCAUGACAUCUGGUACUGGGACCAGGUUCUUGGUUCUUACACCUACAGCAGUCUCUAUGCUGCUCAGACGUCGCCCAUACGCUGGUGGGUGUGGGGCAAGGACAUCUAUCAGGAAAGCAGAAUCCGAUCGACAUUUUCGCAGCGGGCCAGCCUGUUCAGCAGGUCACCACAGUCGGACAAUGACGGUCUGGCUCAAAGAUGGGGCCGGUUCUACUCCAUUGUGCGAGAAACUGUGAUGGAACGGUCACUAAAAGACGUUCAACGCAAAAUGUUCUCUACGGUAUCCUUGUGCCGAUCCGAAGCCAAGCAGAAGCAAAUACAGCUAAAGAGGCUGCGCGAAAUGACGGCGACCGGACUGGGUGUCUUGGUGGACGAAGGCCUCAAUUUUGAAAUCGACGAUGAGAAGAGUGACGUUCGCGAUCAUAGUGCCGAGUUGAGGGGUGUUGUGGAGCGAAGCGUCGCCCUCAUGGACCUGGUACUCCGAGAUGCAUCGAAUUUGGAACACCGCGUAUCUGAGUUUGAGGACAAGGUUUUCGCCGGAAUCGAGGAGGACCCCGACCUGUCGAUCCAUGCCGAGGAAGUCGUCAACAAGCCUGCGAUCGUGGCAAGGAGGCUGCUCUCCAUUCUGGAGAAGCGAAUCCCGGGACACGUCGAAGAGACGAACAAAAUUGUGGCUGCGAACGGCCGCCCGUCACGACUCGUCAGGUACUGGCUCCCUAUGGGCCUGCUCUUGGUAUCCUCUUCCACGCUUCUCCGGAUUCUGGCCAACCACAAAGCCGACAUCAUCGACUGGGUACGUGACCUCGGCGUCACAACACGGGACUUCUGGUUCAACUGGGUGGUCGAGCCAGUGCGCAAGGUUGUUGGUACGAUCCGACACGAUUCUCAAUCCGAAAUUGCCAUCAUGAGCCGUGACAGCUUGAAGGCCGACCGCGAGAGUUUGGAGCGGAUGGUGGUGGAGUUCGCAACGGACAAGCCCAGCCUUGCGGACUCCUCGUCACCCCUGACCGAGACGCAGAUUGCUGAGAUCCGUGACAAGGUCAAGGAGGGUGACGUUACACCUGUCCUCAAAGCGUACGAGAGAGACCUCCGGAAGCCUUUUGUCGGGGCCGUGAAGGGCGAUCUGGUCAGGAGUCUCCUGAUUCAGGUGCAGAAGACCAAGGUCGAUCUAGAAGUUGCUAUCAGUGGAAUUGAUGCGCUACUCAAAUCGCAGGAACUCGUCUUUGGAUUUGUGGGCCUGACACCCGGGAUUCUCGUCUCUAUCACGGUGAUCUCCUACCUGCGUGGCGUGUUCCUGAGCAACCGCAGGGGCGUUCGGCAGCAGGGCGAGCGCGUGGGCCGCUGCGUAAGAACGCUGCGGAAUAUCGACCGCAUUUUCACCGAGGCGACUCCAGUCAACGGCAUUCUCGGGUACAAGGACCAUGGUCUGCUGGUCACGGAGGUGCACAUCCUCCGAAACCUGGUACGGGUUGGAAGAUUCAUGCCUCGUGAGGUUGAGAGUGAGUUCCUCGAGGAUCUGGAGGACGUCGCAAAUGGCAAGGGUAUCCAGAUCCAGGUGAGGGCGCUGGACAGAAUCCGGUGGGCUUAUGCCAGGUGGUUGCGUGCCAAUUAG